Messenger RNA from Monomorium pharaonis (pharaoh ant), 1207 nucleotides. Its product is annotated as chymotrypsin-1. NCBI's taxonomy places the organism in Eukaryota, Metazoa, Arthropoda, Insecta, Hymenoptera, Formicidae. Gene Ontology annotation, molecular function: serine-type endopeptidase activity. The coding region runs from base 261 to 1025 and encodes 254 amino acids. The transcript is spliced from 5 exons. Gene Ontology annotation, biological process: proteolysis. The record is from RefSeq and is a predicted model, not a curated record.
GUUUAAUAACAAUUUUACAUAGCAAUUUUUUAAUCUGUACUUGCGUUACAUAUAUUCUAGAUAAAUAUUUUCAGAUAAAUCUUUUACUAAACGAUAACGAUGUUCGCAAACGUUCUGUUUAAUCACUUAGUUGAUAAAAAUUCAGGAAAGCGUCAUAAACACUUAAUUUAUAUCUUUGUUGUAUCUAUUUCAAAGACAUAUGUAAACUUAUAAAUACAUCUAUUCGCUUCAGAUCUAGGUAACGAAAUCUGUAAUCAAAGAUGUGUGCAUUUGCUUUUCUUACACUUACCGUUUUGGCACAUGCUAUUGAAGGAGUUCCGGUUCCUUACAUCAUCGGUGGUAGGGAUGCUCCUAUUGGUAAAUAUCCGUAUCAAGCAUCAUUGAGACUUUUCACUUCGCAUAGAUGUGGUGGAUCUAUCCUUGAUCAUUUUAACGUUUUAACUGCAGCACGUUGUGUUGACGGAUUGGAAGAUUAUCUGAUGUAUCUAAAUGUCCAUGUCGGCACAAACUUUUUGACCGAACCAGGAGAUGGUUAUAAAAUAGAGAAUGUUAGCAUUCACGAAAAUUACGACAAGGAGUUACUUAAAAAUGACAUCGCCUUAGUGCACACUAGAAUUCCUAUCGAAUACACUACACUGAUUCAACCGAUAAAUCUUGCGACAAACGAUAAAGAUCUUGAGGGCAAACCGUGUACUUUAACUGGAUGGGGAGCUACAAGGUUUGGUAGAAAACCUACAUAUAAUUUGCAAGAAAUUGAAUUGGUAAUUUAUCCGCAGAAAGAUUGUGAAAGAGAUCAAAAUGGAAGAUGGAAUGUAACAGAUAGUAAUAUCUGCACUUUAGCUAAAGAAGGAGAAGGAGCGUGUCACGGUGAUCAUGGUGGGCCUUUGGUGGUCAAUGGUUUCCAAAUUGGAAUCGUUUCCUUUGGUAAUGUCUGCAUGGGAUUACCUUACGAAUUUGAAUCACCAGAUGUUUACACAAAAACAACCAGCUUUUUAUCUUGGAUCAAUGCAAAUUUAAAGAAAUAAAAAAUAUUCUUCAAUUUAUUUAUUAAUACAAAAAUAAAUUGUGAGAACAUAUUAAUAUUAAUAUAUCAUAAAACUUUACAUUUUUUUUAAAGCUACUCAAAUUUAAAUUUAAAAUUAAUACAUUUCACAAUAAAUUGAUAGCGCUACUGUAAGUGUGUUCAAAAUUGUAACCGUAUAAAAUU